AUGAAUUAUUAAUCAUUACCUUAAUUACAAAAAUUCAAAUAGAUUGCUCAAACUCCAGAUGAAAAUUCAAAAAGAGGUGACGAAGUGACUAGAUUGAAAUAAUAAGUUGUUCAAUUACAAAAAUAAAUUGAAUUUAUUCAAUAGAACAAAUCAUUUGUCAUGAAGAUUCAAAAUUAGUAAUGCACUCUCUGUCUUAGAUAUAAAGUACUAAGGUACUUGAUUUAUUGUAGACCUAAAUUGAACAAUUAAUUAAACAAGAAAAAUAGAUCAAGAAAUAAUAUGAAUAAAAAAUUGAAGAAUUAUUAUAAAGUUUAAACAAAAAAAGUCUCAAGUAAAAGAUUACAUAAAUCCAAUAAACUGAAAUAGUUCCAACUUUGAAUAAAGAAGUUUAGGUGUAAUUGAUGUUAGAGUAAGAACCUUAAUAAAAUGAUAUUGAAAAUUUAAAGCAAUCUCCUUUGGUUAAAAAAUAUGAAGAAAUUAUAAUUGAUUAUCAUAAAGAUUAUGAAGCCAAAGCCUAUUAAGUAUUAUAGUAUAAAGAAUUAUAUGAAAAAUAAAAAUCACAAUAUGAAUAAUUUAAAUCUUAACAUUAAAAUUGUUAUGAUAAGAUUCAUAAAUUAUAAAUUGAAAUUAAUUUACUCAAAGAUACUUCAAAUUAAUAUAAACUACCUGAUAAUAUCAUGAAUCUUAAAAAGACUAUUGAUUGUACAAUUGAAUAAAAUAAAAUGAAUCAAAUUGUAAUGAAGACUUAAGAAGGUGAUACUACAAUUAAAUUAUAUUAGAAGUUAUAAUAAAUUGAGACUGAUCUUUACAUAAGUCUUAGAUGUACAAAAUGCAAAGACAUGUUUACAAAUCCAUUUACAUUUGUUCCUUGUGGUCAUAGUGUUUGUUAAAAAUGUUAGAGCAAUAGGUGUGAUAAAUGUGAUAGGGAUACUACGUAUUUUAGAAACAAUAGUUUAGAUUAUUUGAUAAAGAUGUAUCAUUAAAUAAGAGAAAUUUAAUAGAAAAGAUGA
Messenger RNA from Paramecium pentaurelia, 1010 nucleotides. NCBI's taxonomy places the organism in Eukaryota, Ciliophora, Oligohymenophorea, Peniculida, Parameciidae. The record is from the annotation of a GenBank genome assembly.